AUGGCAAUACUCGUCUCUAUCGUUUCCCGACCGUAUCACGCCGAUCGAUCCUCCCAAAUCAACAACAAUAACAAUGCCGGGGGGUUCCAAGCCCUGAAACCGGCUCUCGCAGUUUACCCACAAUUCCUGGAGAUGCUGGUGACGAGGUUAUCUUCCGCAGACCACGCGCUGUGUGCGAAUGCUCUCCAAUUGAUCAAUUCGCUUAUGCGAGACGCCAUCACAAAUGACAAUGAAACCGAGUGGCCCAAAUUCAUCAAGAGAAUACAAGAUCUUGGGGUCAUCAAGGCAGUGUAUGUGCUAAUGCAGAGCUCGGCCUUACAAGAUUUGGCGCAUCCCUUGCUUGAAUUCCAAGCAUUGACGAAAAUCUUGCUGAGGAGGUGGAGAGACGUACCGGUUGACCUAGUCAAGCCGGAACAUAGGCGGACCAUCAAAGCCGUUCAUCUCUCCAGCAAUCCUGAGAAACAACCCGAAUUUGAAGUAAGGAAUGGGGAAUCCAAAUCAAAGCAUAAUCCGCUGAAAUGGAGACGACUUGGGUUCACGAGCGAGAACCCGGAGCCAGAUUUCGCGGAUAUGGGCUUCCUGGGGAUGAUGGAUCUUUCCGAUUACGUCCGCAAAUACCAAGACGAAUUUCAGAAUAUCCUGCUGGAGCAAUCAGUGCUGCCGGAGCAGCAAAGGUGUCCAUUGGCUCGGGCUAGUCUGACGUUGACGGCAAUACUCUUUGAGCAUUUUGAAGUGGACAAGAUGGAUCUCGAGGAUUCCAAAAGCUACCUGGCAUUGGAGAGCCGGACCAACUUUGACAAAGUGUUCAAACCCCUAUUACUACACUGGAGUCGCCUACAUGUUGCUGGAUUACAUGCAUUCUUCAGAUUAUGGAAGGCAACGGGUGCCGAAGUCGACGAUUUCCCCAAGAUUGUCGAGUUGGUUCGAAUUUUAGUGGAGAGUGUGGUCGGUGGAGCUGAUCGCACCAAGGGUAUCGAAGAUAUCGAGAAAGAGAUGGCUGCCUUCGAGUACAGCAAACUUCGUGAGCUACAGAUGGAACUCUUGGAACUGACAUACGAAGACGUGUGGGGUCAGCAUCUUCGAGGAGUCAAGGAAGAGCUGCAGAGCGAAGCUUUGCAAUUCGUCAAGGAGCAAAGGAUUCGGUGCCUGCUCGCCGGAGCAUGGUUUCCAAACGGCACAUAUACGGACCAAGAAGGCGGAGGCCCUGUAACGGAGGACACUUUGGUGCAGAACACAACGCAUGGCUAUCGUUUCAUCAGACUCUCCGAGAACCGCAAGUAUUUGCAUUGGGGCGACUUCGACGAAAAGGAAGAGCAAUCCCCGUCCACAGCCAGUUUGAGGGACAAGAUCGAUCUAUCGAUUGUAUCAUCUGUGGUUUCCAAUGUAACGGCCAAUGACAGAUCAUCAAUUGGUUCGGAUUCGACGCUGAAGGAAUUGCUCCAUGACCGGUUCACCACCAACAAGAUCACGAUCCAUGGAUUCCUGCCCAAAUCCCGUGGCAGCCGAGAAGGGCAUUCGAGAACUUCCUCAAAGACGUCUUCGCCCCGACACGGGACCAAGGAAGCGGUCCUUCUUACCUUCCACCCGAACGGUCACAGCCUUGCCUCGGAAUGGCUCGACGGACUUUUGAUGCUUCUGGACCAGCAACCGAUUACCGCCGAAACCAACAGUCUCAUACAUAUGAUCAGUGACUACGGGCUCAAAGUCCGGCUCCUGAAUGUGCGAUUCAAUGACGAGGAGGGCAUCGUGGAGGGUAUGGAUGGAAUGGAUGGCCCUGAGAUUCCAAGCAGAGAAGGUCUGGACGAUGACUACUAUUAUGAGAUAUGA
This is a messenger RNA of Fonsecaea nubica, 1827 nucleotides long. RefSeq lists its product as hypothetical. Gene Ontology annotation, cellular component: plasma membrane. The coding region runs from base 1 to 1827 and encodes 608 amino acids. Lineage: Eukaryota; Fungi; Ascomycota; Eurotiomycetes; Chaetothyriales; Herpotrichiellaceae. The record is from RefSeq and is a predicted model, not a curated record. The transcript has a single exon. Gene Ontology annotation, biological process: cell motility; actin filament organization.